AAAAGGAAAAAUGGCCGGUGUACAAAAUGAAAUCGGCGACAGCGACACUAUAAAAAACGAAAUAUCUAAAGAAUUACGCGAUAAAGCAAACGAGUUCUUAAACAAUAAACUUAAAGCUAACAAUCUAGUAGACAUUGUGGUAUAUUUAGAGGUAUGUCUUAAUAAUAAGCAACCAAUCAUUCCUGGUUUAUUAACAUUAGAAGUGGUCUUCACUGAACUUUUGAAAAGGAGAGACUUUUGUGAAAAUAAAAACGCCUUAGAUGGUAAAGUGCAAACAGCAAAGUCUGAAGCGUUAAUUAAAUAUUGCGCUUGGUUAAGAGAACGUUAUGAAGAUUCUAUGGCACUUAUGUUGAAGGCUAUAGAUUCUGAGAAGGAAUUUGAGAGCGUACAAGCUUUAUCUAGUUGCAUGAAAUUGUUGGCAGCCGAAGGAAAAUAUCCCCUGGAUGGCGCAGAAGCUCAAUUCCCUCAAUUACGUUUACACAAUAUUCUUCAAAAACUCCUUUCGGUUGACCGUUUGCAUUUGAAUACUAUCCAACAUUUAAAAGAUUAUACCGUAAAUGUGGAUUUUGUACAAUAUUGUUGGCGACUAUUGCAACACAAUUUAUUAAAAAAGUCUACAUUAAAGCAUGAAACUUUUGCUUUGAACUUUCUGGAAUUAAUACACACGUUGCCGGUAUCCAAAGAGCUAUUUGAACAAAAUAAACGUUUAUGCCCUUUCCCGGAAAAAGCGUUGCCCGCUUAUGGUGCAACACGAAAGCAUAUCAAUAAAGUGUGGAACAAUUUAAUGCAAUGUGUGGGACCAGACAUGUUGGAAAUCGUGCAUAAGAAACUAUUAAUCAUACUUUUAGAAAGGAUAUUACCACAUUUAGACAAACCCAUUUUACUAACAGAUUUUCUAAUGGAUUCUUUAGAUUGCGGAGGCGCCGUUUCACUUCUAGCUUUGCAGGGAAUGUUUACAUUGAUUCAGAAGCACAACAUAACUUACCCGAAUGUCUAUGAAAAAUUGUAUUCCAUGUUUGAACCCGAAAUAUUCCACACUAAAUUCAAAGCUCGCUUAUUCUAUUUGGCUGAUAUUUUUUUGAGUUCGACACAUUUACCUGAAGGAUUGGUUGCAGCAUUUGUUAAGCGUUUAGCACGUUUGAGUAUUGUUGCUCCACCACAAGACGCCGUUAUUAUAUUGUAUUUCAUUGGAAACUUACUGAUGCGUCAUACCGGAUUAAAAAGAUUGAUAUGUGCCCCAAACGAAGUUGAAGUAUCUCGUGAUCCUUACGUAAUGGAAGAGCGUCAGCCAGUGAAGGCAAAUGCUUUGGAAAGCUCUUUGUGGGAGAUUGUCGCUUUGCAAAAGCAUGCGCUACCAACGGUUGCAGCAGCUGCCAAAUUUAUCAUGCAACCUCUGCCCAAAAACGAAUGGGACUUGUCUUCAGUCUUAGAAAUAAAAGAGGACGAUAUUUUUGACCAAGAAAUCAGUAAAAGAUCCAAACAAUAUGCGAUGGCUAUUGAAAAGUCGCAAGCACUAUUCCUGCCAAAAAAUGAUUUAUUUCAGCAAAAUUGGUGCCUGAUCUAAACUGUUAGCCAAUAAUAAAAAUAUUUAAAAAAAUUGUUAUUUAUAGCCUGGAAUCUUUAAUUUUUUGA
Glossina fuscipes is the source of this 1632-nucleotide messenger RNA. RefSeq names its product nucleolar complex protein 4 homolog A. Gene Ontology annotation, cellular component: nucleolus; Noc4p-Nop14p complex; small-subunit processome. Gene Ontology annotation, biological process: ribosome biogenesis. Lineage: Eukaryota; Metazoa; Arthropoda; Insecta; Diptera; Glossinidae. The transcript is spliced from 5 exons. The record is from RefSeq and is a predicted model, not a curated record. The coding region runs from base 11 to 1564 and encodes 517 amino acids.